CAUGGCGGGCGGGCGGCGGGAGCCGAUGCGGGUCGGUGCCGGGCUGGGCGCGCUGCUCUGCGCCCUCCAUGUGCAGGCAGCCUGUCGGGACACCACUGUCACACAGGAGCUCCUGAAAGAGGGGUUUCACAGGGACCUGCUGGUGAAGGUGGAGCUCGGGGAGGAUGCAGCAGGAUGUGCAGUGGCAGCUCAAGUGCGUCUGCCACCAGGAAUCUACGUGGAUCCCUACGAGCUGGCAACACUGCAGCAGCAAAAUCUAACAAAGGCAGCGCUAUUUCCUGAUGUCGUUGACGUGGAGGCUCCCGAGUACCUGGCCAGGGAUCUUUUCCUGCUGCUGUUCCUGGAGCCGGACGCGCGCUGUUCCCGCUGUUUCCGCGCCGCCGUGCCCGUGCACGCCCGGUACCACCGGCCGGCCGAGGGGACAGGAGAAGCCUUGGUUGUUCUGGAGAGCCCGGAGGUGCUGCUCUGCUGCUGCCACAGUCACCUGUCUGCAGAGUGCUGGGAACCUGCUGAAGUGGACACUCCCUGCUCAUCUGACACCACCAGUCCCUGUCAGUGGCACAGCACAAAACACAGACCCGCACAUGAGGAGUUGAUGCUGAGGGUUCCUGUAGGGCUCAGGGAGCACAGUUCUCUGGUGUGUGCCCUGACCUUGCUCACCACAGGGCUCUGCUCUGGCCUGAUCCUUGCUGCUGCCUGCAAGUAUGGGCACUUCUCACAGUGACCUGAGGAAAUAUGGAAUGUCUGACCUCCAUCCAGCAAAACUAACUGGAUAUUGCACUGGAUUCCUGAAUGGAUCCUACUCUACUGUUAAUUAUGUCUUAGUGGGUGCAAGGGUCCCAUAAUGAAUUAUAGUUCCUUUGGCUCAUAAUGCUUAUAAAUGCCUUCCACAGCCUAGAAGACAUUUUGGGUGUGUUGUCAAUAUCCAAAGUAGAUGGAGAGUAGGAAAAAGCCUCAAAAAGCUGAAAGCACUGCUGUGAGCAAUGAGGCAACAGCCAGGAGUAGAUUUGGGGCUCCUAUUCCUUCCUCCUGGCCCAGAGCCUGCUUCCAAUAGAGUGCUGCCUCUUACAGAGGUGUUGGUAUUUCUUGACUCAGGGAUUGGUUAUUAAGGGUAUGAAAAACAUUAUCAAGUCAUUAAAAUUUCUGAAUUUUAAGCUUGUUGUGCAGAUGGGUUAUGUAUGAAUUUGUGAAGAGACAUUCUGUGCCUGCCUGGGACACAUCAAUAAUCACUCCCAUCCUAAUAACUGUGAGGGAUUGGCUGCUCUUGGCCAAAUUAGAAUCACAGAGUUAUUAAGGUUGGAAAAGCCCUCUAAGAUCACUGAGUGGACUCAUGGACUCCUAAGCCAUGUCCCCAAGUGCCACAUCCACACAUCUGUUAAAUCCCUCCAGGAAUGGGGAUUCUACCACUGCCCUGAGCAGCUGUGCCAGGGCUGGACAACCCUUUCCAAGAGGAACCUUUCCCAAUAUCCAACCUGAACCUCCCCUGGCACAGCUUGAGGCUGUUUCCUCUUGUUCUGUCCCUUGUUUCCUGGAGAAGAGCCUGAUCCUCACCUGGCUUCACCUCCUGUCAGGAGUUGUGGAGAAAGAGAAGGUUCCCCUGAGCCUCCUUUUCUCCAAGCUGAGCAAUUGGUCAGAAUUGAAAGCGUUUAGAAAAUUUGAAGAAAUUUCACCCUAUUUCAUGAGUGGAAAGAGACUUUGAGAAGAUGAAAGUGAGGGACAGGAUAGUGACUAGAAGCAAAUAUUUAGAAGAUCUACAUUCAGUCUCCAGGACAGUUGAUAAAUAGAAGGAAAUUGAGAGGAAAUUACCUAAUGGAAAAGCCAAGAGGCUCUGGAGCAGCAGAGCUCGGGUGCUGUCUCCAGUUGUCAGUAGGUGGCACUGGGAGCCCAGGGUACCCCCUGUGAGGAGAAAAUAGCUUUUAUUCCUGAUAAACCUCAAAUAAACGAGUCAAAGCAGGUAAUCUAGGUGAGCGUGUGUGUGAAAAUUCCUUUCAAGGGCUCGGUGUGCAGCCUUUCACUAAUGUGCAGCUGUAGCCUCAGGAUUCCUUGGGCAUCUUUCUCCUGCUGGAAUUCAACAGAGUGAAUUCCACAGCAGGUUGGAAACAAUCAAAGAGAGAUUUGGGCUGUCAGCACUGGGACCAGCACCAUAUGACUUGUCUCCACGUGGGAUGUUCAAUUCCCAGAGCUGAGUUUGUUCCUGCACUCUGUGUUACACAGGUAAUUCUGUGUUCUAGCCUGACCCUUGGAAUGGCAACAUCCCGGAUUGCCAGAGCUCAAGGUUUUAGCCUGUUUUUUAGCACCAGUUGAAAAUCACAAGUUGAAUCCCUCAGCUAAAUCAAUCUCCCUGGCAAAACCUAGGGAAAGGAAAUGGGAAUGUCCUCUGGGCAAAUGUGGAAAAAUAUUGCAGGUGAUAAAAAUGUGGAAUUAAAGUAUGUAUCAAGAUUGCCAUCAAUCACCUUUUCAACUGAACCUAAGUAAUCAAUUCUGAUUAAUGUAAAAUAUGAGAGGAAUGGCAGAGCUUCACAAGGGGAGGGGUUGGUGUGGAAAAUAUUUGCUGGUUUUAAAUCCAUAGCACUUGUAUUAUAAAUACAGCAGACACAUUUUUCCUUACAAGCUGUAAAUAAGUCUGAUAACCAUAGCAGUGUUAAUUGCAAAGGAAUUUGCCAGUGAAUCUCUCUCUCAGAGCAGAAACUCCUGUCAAUAAGCCAGCACAGAGUUUAGCAGGUGUACCCUGCAGGAGGAUUCAAGUGUCAGUCCCAGAGGGAUCACAGAGAUCAGAGGAGGAGCUGUAAGACCUGUGCAAAAAUUCUGGCAGUUUUGGAGACAGGAAUGAGGUAUUCAGGAGUUCUGCCACAAGGGUUGGACACAAACAUCCUCAUCCUUAAUGUGUGUAAGGAUGGUGGGAGGAGAAAAAUAAGAGAUCCAGAUAGCCUA
Messenger RNA from Cinclus cinclus, 2931 nucleotides. It is a transcript of the gene PIGX, whose product is annotated as phosphatidylinositol glycan anchor biosynthesis class X. Gene Ontology annotation, cellular component: endoplasmic reticulum membrane. The record is from RefSeq and is a predicted model, not a curated record. Gene Ontology annotation, biological process: GPI anchor biosynthetic process. The transcript has 6 exons. Bases 2 to 724 code for a protein of 240 amino acids. NCBI's taxonomy places the organism in Eukaryota, Metazoa, Chordata, Aves, Passeriformes, Cinclidae.